CCAGCCCUCGCUGCCGACACAUCCUACAGAGCUGCCCGAGUAACGGAGCCCACUGCCGGGAGGAGGACAGGGUGAGCAGAACUCCCAGGCCUCUGGCAGGAGAGGACAGUCUAUCCCAGAGGCAGGACACGAGCAACCAACAAGAUGCCGAAACCGAUCAAUGUACGGGUGACCACCAUGGAUGCAGAGUUGGAAUUUGCCAUCCAGCCAAAUACUACUGGCAAGCAACUCUUCGAUCAGGUGGUGAAAACAGUCGGCCUUCGUGAAGUGUGGUUCUUUGGCCUUCAGUAUGUGGACAGUAAGGGUUACUCCACGUGGCUGAAGCUAAAUAAGAAGGUAACCCAGCAAGAUGUCAGGAAAGAAAACCCCCUUCAGUUUAAAUUCCGAGCCAAGUUUUUCCCGGAGGAUGUAUCAGAAGAGUUAAUUCAGGAGAUCACCCAAAGACUUUUCUUUCUGCAAGUGAAAGAAGCGAUAUUAAACGAUGAAAUCUAUUGCCCCCCGGAGACAGCCGUCCUGCUGGCUUCCUAUGCCGUUCAAGCCAAGUACGGAGACUACAGCAAGGAUGCCCACAAACCCGGCUACCUUGCUAACGACAGACUGCUUCCUCAGCGUGUUCUAGAACAACACAAACUGACAAAGGAACAGUGGGAAGAAAGGAUACAGACUUGGCAUGAAGAACACAGAAGCAUGCUAAGGGAGGAUUCUAUGAUGGAAUAUUUGAAAAUUGCCCAGGAUCUGGAGAUGUACGGUGUCAACUAUUUUGAAAUAAAAAACAAGAAAGGAACAGAGCUCUGGCUAGGCGUUGAUGCGUUGGGUCUCAAUAUUUAUGAGCAUGAUGACAAGUUAACGCCUAAAAUUGGUUUCCCCUGGAGUGAAAUCAGAAACAUUUCAUUUAACGACAAGAAGUUUGUCAUAAAACCCAUUGAUAAAAAGGCUCCGGACUUUGUGUUUUACGCUCCUCGUUUAAGGAUUAAUAAACGUAUUCUGGCCCUGUGCAUGGGCAACCAUGAACUGUAUAUGCGGCGGAGGAAGCCGGAUACCAUUGAAGUUCAGCAAAUGAAAGCUCAAGCCCGGGAAGAGAAGCAUCAGAAGCAGUUGGAGAGAGCGCAGCUGGAGAAUGAAAAGAAAAAAAGGGAAAUCGCCGAGAAGGAGAAAGAGCGAAUAGAACGUGAAAAGGACGAACUAAUCGAACGUCUGCGACAAAUCGAAGAACAGACUUUAAAGGCGCAGAAAGAAUUGGAAGAACAAACUAGAAAAGCUUUAGAGUUGGAGCAAGAGAGGAAAAAAGCCAAAGAGGAGGCCGAGCGUCUGGAGAAAGAAAGGCGGUCGGCAGAGGAAGCUAAAGCAGCCCUGGCACAACAAGCUGCCGAUCAGAUGAAAAACCAAGAGCAGUUGGCGGCUGAACUUGCAGAAUUUACUGCCAAGAUUGCUUUAUUGGAAGAGGCAAAGAAGAAGAAAGAAGAGGAAGCCACCGAGUGGCAGCAAAAAGCCUUUGCUGCCCAGGAUGAUCUGGAAAAGACUAAGGAAGAGCUGAAAACGGUAAUGUCUGCUCCACCGCUACCGCCUCUUCCACCGCCACCACCUCCGGCGGCCCCUGCCGAGAAUGACCACGAGCACGACGAGCAGGAUGAGAACAGUGCCGAAGCCAGCGCCGAGCUGUCAUCCGAGGGGGUGAUGAACCACAGGAGCGAGGAAGAGAGACUGACGGAGACUCAGAAGAACGAGCGUGUGAAGAAACAGCUUCAGGCUCUGAGUUCCGAGCUUGCUCAGGCUAGAGAUGAAACCAAGAAGACCCAGAACGAUGUCCUCCACGCGGAGAAUGUAAAAGCGGGCAGAGACAAGUACAAGACGCUGCGCCAGAUCAGACAAGGCAAUACAAAGCAGCGUAUCGAUGAAUUCGAAGCUAUGUGA
Spea bombifrons (plains spadefoot toad) is the source of this 1911-nucleotide messenger RNA. RefSeq names its product radixin (gene RDX). Gene Ontology annotation, biological process: positive regulation of protein localization to early endosome; positive regulation of early endosome to late endosome transport; regulation of organelle assembly. The coding region runs from base 145 to 1911 and encodes 588 amino acids. The record is from RefSeq and is a predicted model, not a curated record. NCBI's taxonomy places the organism in Eukaryota, Metazoa, Chordata, Amphibia, Anura, Pelobatidae. Gene Ontology annotation, molecular function: actin binding; cell adhesion molecule binding. The transcript has 14 exons. Gene Ontology annotation, cellular component: filopodium; cytoskeleton; apical part of cell.